Molecule: messenger RNA, 1058 nt
Organism: Glycine soja
Lineage: Eukaryota; Viridiplantae; Streptophyta; Magnoliopsida; Fabales; Fabaceae
Product: protein SPEAR3-like
Exons: 5
Coding region: 230-787 (185 amino acids)
Molecular function (GO): DNA-binding transcription factor activity
Source: RefSeq, a predicted model, not a curated record
UUAACAUUGAAAUGUAUACACAAUCUGAUCCAGCGAUGCAAUUAUUCCUGGGUUUUGCUAGAAGCUUAAAAGAGAGAGAGCAUAGGAGAUCUCUGAUUUCCAAGCCAGAAAAUUAAGUGGAAGCAGUUCUUCCGGGAUUUGCCAAAAAGCUAAUUACCACAACCUAUAGCUCUCUCUCUCUCUCUCUCUCUCUCUCUCUCUCUAUCUAUCUUCAAGACAAGAGAAAGUCAUGGAUAGUAGUUAUUUUGGAGAGCCAAACAUGGGAAAUGAAAGAGUAAGUGGUUCUUCUUCGUCUUCUUCAAGAAAAGGGAAGAAGAAUAAUCAAGACAAGCCAAAGCAACCCCAAAGAGGAUUAGGUGUUGCUCAAUUGGAGAAAAUCAGAUUACAUGGUCAAAUGGCUUGUGGUGGCUAUCACCCUCCAUACCCAUCUAACUUUAACAAUGAAGAUCCAAGGGUGCAAACACCCUAUUUAUCAGUACCAUCAUCCUCAUCUUUUUCUUACUCAUCCUCAUCUACAUCUUACUCACCUUCAUAUGGCUUCCAACCCAACAUUGUGAUGUCCCUACCCGAAUAUGAAAGAACAAACAUUGGAUAUGGAGAUUCACAGCCAACAAAUAUUGCAAGAUGGGAACAUUCCACUGCUCAAACUAGACCUUUACUUAACCUAUAUGACUCACAACACAUAGAUACCAAGAAGUAUAUAAGUGGUUCCGGUGGUGCAAGCAGUCAGAACUCUGAAUCAAGUGACACUCAAGAACCAGAUUUGGAGCUAAGACUUUCUCUUUAAUCUGCCACUAUAGUAAGAGUGGCAAUUCUAGUAAUUGUAAUGCUUUUAUUUACAAUUAUGAAUUGAAAAAGCACAUGAACAAGCCAAUGUGUUUGUUUUAAAGUUUCAUCCUGAGAUAUCAUAUAUAUACUCUUGUGUCAUGAAAGAUAUAGAUUAACUACUCUUUUGCAUAAAAGCAAUGCAAACUUCUCUUUUAACGUAUAUUAUCAAAGAAACUAAAGAGAAGUUAUUGUAUGAUCUCUUGCUCUUAAUUAUUAUUUUAUUAGGUUAA